UUGACGUGACAGUGGAGAAUGGGGAGGACUCUGCACGCCCGGCGAGUUUUGUCCGCAGAAAGGGAUCUCAAACUCGAUCUCUACCCAUCUGAGAGCGUGUGCUGAAACUGGAGAAACACCGGUGGAAAGGAAGGAAUGGCUGAUCCUCUGCGGAGGAAUUUAUUAGCAAAACUUCGGGGGAAGAAAUCUAAGAAAGGGACGCCGGCUGGUGGAUACGGCGCUGCGACUAAUGGGGGCAGAGCAGGUAAAGGAAAAGUUUCUCAAAACCCAGACAGCCAAACUCGUCCAGUAGUAAUGUUCGCAGAGGUGCAUUGUCUGACAGACAACAUCAUGAGAGGUAACGAUAGUUACGUUAACGGCAUUGUAGUAAACAAGGUUGGAUUAGAUCAAGAGCAGAGCACGGUAGGAGUUGUUGAGACGAGUGAGUUUCCCCAGCAGUACGAGGCUUCAGCUAACAUGCACAUAAACACUAGCCGGGGGCCAGGGGACAAUCAGGGUAGCGGGUGCUCCGGGAUUAGGGGUCGAGUAAAUGAGGAACUCUUGGGGGUCUCACUUCAAAGAGCAACUCAGUACGAGGGGAACGAUAGAGACGAGAUGAUCAGAAUCCAUAAACAAGGGCCCGGCUACUUCUCUGGACAAUUACAACAAGGACACAUAGGGAGACCGCACGAACAGAGAAAACAUUUUGUCCCCAUUCCGCGACAGUAUAGCGCAGGGGAUUCAAUAGGGUUUGGGAGCAAUAGUCCUAAUAAUCACAUUAUAUACCACAGAAGGCCAGAUGGGGUAGUUAAAAUGACAAAUGGCCACUAUCCUGCUUCAAAGAAUAAUGGAACAAAUGUCUGCUUUGACAAAGAUCUAAAGACUCGAGUAAGCCACGGGCAGCCAGACGACUCCUGCCAUCAAACUGUGUACAACUACAAGGCAGACAACGGGCAGAGGUCUAUAAAUGAUUUAAAGGUUACGGCAAACGUGCAUCCUGGCCACAACCAAAUAUUGAAAACAAAUGUUACAACUAACGGGACGCAAAUGUGUCCGCCGGGUAUCCCGUGUGCGCAUCACCCGGACAGUAAUUACACCGAGGAAAACAUUGUGAUUAGAAACAUAGAGAGUUACGGGAGCUCGCCUGAAUUUACAGGGGACAACAUUAGGGUGACCCAUUUGCAGAGCCCGACAUUCUUCCCCACUGAAUUGGAGAUAUGCGACGUUAACGUGGCCUCCCAUUUCAUAUGCGCAAGAGAAGGAACACUCCGACACUACUCUCUAGAUAGCGAGGAUGAUGAUUAUUAUGAUAAUGUAAUUCUUCCCUUUUAUGUAUCUGAGUCAUUAGGUCCAAAUGAUAGAAAAAGCUCUGAUAAAAUAGAAGCCAUAGAGUCGGGAAAAGAUGUUCCAAAAGGGCAAGUCAUCAGCGACAGUGCGCAGGAGACAGACAGACUACGGAGCCAGUUGAAAGAGGCGUAUUACCUUCUUAUAAACACCAUGCAUGAUAUUAGUUUUGAUGGUCAGGUCAGUGUCAACGGUUUUAUAGAUCAGGCAAGUUCCUCCAGUCACUCUCGGGACAGCAUGUGCUCACGGUUGUCCAUCAAGCACGUGGACAGUGAUGCUUGGUCGUCGGGAGAGCACAGUGUCCAACAGGUGUCUGACACAGACUCCAUCCUGUUGUGCCUGCUGAGUGAAAACCGUGGGGAUCCAAGUCUCAAAAAUAAUUUCAUUUGCAAGAGCCUCGUGAAUCUAUCUGCUAGCAGGAUUGGUCCUCCCUUAAUGCGUUCCACUAGUGACAGAGCUAUCAAAUACCGCAGUGGUGCGCACAAUGCGCCCUGCGUCCAGGCCCUCGGUUCCCAAAGCCCUGCUGUUGUUGGGGCCUGUGAGAAUGGGGAUAUAGCAAGUAGGCCACAGGCUGUUGGAGCCUCUGACCCGUUUGAGAAACAGGCCAGCUACGAUGGUGGCACGAGCAGCGACGACCUGCUUCAAGACACCGGUGAAGACUUCAAGUUGAACGAGAGUAGUGGCUCGGUCAACAGCCUCACUGGGUCGUCCGACAACGCAGACACCCAGCAGGGUGGUAACAGCAGGCGAGAUGGAGAGAUGAGCGCAUGGGACCGGGGAGGCUCUGCCAAGCCCCAUGGAGUCACCGUCAACAAGAUGCAGGAGUGGAUGCACAAAGGCCGUCUGUUGUCUUCGGAGAUGAAGCAGCGCAUCGCGGGUUCCAUGCCCCAACCCCAUGGCACCCACGGUGGCCUGGAUAGUGCAGCACGGUCCAGCCAGGGCCAGGCCAGCUCAGUUCCAGGUGGAUCUAAACCAGCAGCCCUGACGACCAGAGUUCACGUGGCCAUACCCGCCGCGGUGGUCCCAUGCCAGAGCCAGGCAUUGCAUCAGUCAGCUCUGAUAGAGAAUGUCCACUCCUCCUCCUCCGACAGGCGCGAGGUUGGCGAGGGCAAGGCCAGCGAGCUGUCACUAUGGAGACCCCCACUCAACACCAUCACCGUUUCCAAGAAACGCAACUGGCUCCAGCAGAGCUCUGGGAGGCCACAUCACACCACCCAGGACGACUCCCAGUGCAUUCUGGGAGCAGAGGAGGACAAUGGACAUGGACACACACCCCUACCCCCUCCUAGCCCCUCCCCGGAGUACCUAAAAGCCCCCGGACCACCGCCCUCUCGGCCCCUCCGCCUGCACCUACCCCAGGUAAGCAUGUGCCACGCCCGCGUUGGGCCCCAGCCCAGGUGUGUGGACCCGGCCGAGGAGAAUGAUGCGGAUGACGAGGGGGAGAUCUGGUACAACCCCAUCCCUGAGGAUGAAGAACCAGAGCUGCCUCACAUUUACAGACCCACCGCCAUCCCCCAGGUCAGACUGAUGGUCCCUACACGGCCCCAGGAGCUCCAAGCCCCCCAGAUCCAGAGCAGGCCCAGCCGGGAAGGGGGGGGCGGGUGGACCCUGGAAGGCUGCAGCCCUGACCUGGAGGUUGUGGGGGAGAGCCUGGGUGGCGGAGAUGGAGGUGGAGAGGGGAGUCAGCAGGGGAAUGCUGUACAUUCCAUGGAGCCGUCGGUACAGCUGCACAGACAGAUGCUGCUCACAUGCAAACCUCAGGAGGAGGGGCCAUCCAGUUCCAGCAGAGCCACAGCUGCAGCAGAAGGCCCUGACCUGGCCACACCCGGCUUCUCGCCUCCCUCCAGCCCCAACCCUGCUAAGAAGGGAAGCUCCCUCAACUGGUCAUUCCCGGACAAGAUCAAGUCCCCGCGCACCGUCAGGAAACUCUCCAUGAAGAUGAAGAAGCUUCCGGAACUCAGCCGCAAGCUCAGCGUCAAAGGGAUCCCUAGCAACAACAACAACACCAGCGGUAACGGAGCCAGCGUGAGCAGCCAAUCAGAGACAAGGACCCAGUGUCCCAAAACCAAUAGUGGGUCAGAACCAGGCUCAGCUCCUCCCAGGUUGUCCCCAGGGGGCGGGCAGGGGGCGGCCGCCAGCCGUAAUGUGAUCUCGAGAUAUCACUUGGACAGCAGUGUGUCGACGCAGCAAAGUUACAGCAAGAAGAAGAGCAGCGGGACCUCCAUGUCGGCUAGCAAGGGGGGCUACCUCAGUGACGGGGACUCCCCAGAACUGGUGGCCAAGUCUGGGAAGCACAGGUCCUCAGAGGGCAAGGGAGGCAAGGGGAAGGAGAAAGAGAAAGACCCAGCCACUGGAGGAGGAGAGAGAACAGGAGCAGGAGGAGUAACAGGAGGAGGUGGCAGCUCCAAGCUGCACGGCACAGAACUAGACAUUGACGCGUUCCGCCACUACGCCUUCACAGAACAGCCCAAGUGCACCCAAUACAUCUCAGGCCUGAUGAGCCUGCACUUCUACGGCGCUGAGGACCUCAAGCCGCCACGUGUCGACUCCCGGGACGUCUACUGCGCCAUCCAGGUGGACUCGGUCAACAAGGCACGCACUGCCCUGCUCACCUGCCGGACCACCUUCCUAGACAUGGACCACACCUUCAACAUCGAGCUGGAGAACGCCCAGCACCUGAAGCUAGUGGUGUUCAGCUGGGACCCCACACCCAAGAAGAACCGUGUGUGCUGUCAUGGCACUGUGGUGCUACCGGCUCUCUUCAGGGUGACCAGGAGUCAUCAGCUGGCCGUGAAGCUGGAGCCACGAGGCCUGAUCUACGUGAAGCUGAACCUGAUGGAGCAUUGGCAGAACUCCCUGGACGGAGGCUACGAUGGGGACCGGGAGCGACAGAUGUUUGGGGUGGAGGCCUGGAGGGUAGUGGAGAGGGAGAACUCAGGACUCAUGGUGCCCCUGCUCAUCGAGAAGUGCAUCACAGAGAUUGAGAAGAGAGGCUGCCAGGUUGUGGGCCUCUACCGUCUGUGUGGUUCAGCUGCAGUAAAGAAGGAGCUUCGGGAGGCCUUUGAAAGGGACAGCCUGCGUGUGGAGCUCUGUGAAAACACCUACCCUGACAUCAACGUCAUCACAGGUGUGCUGAAGGACUACCUGCGUGAGUUGCCGUACCCCCUCAUCACUAAGCACCUGUAUGAGGCUGUGUUAGACUCCAUGGCUAAGAGACCUCUGCGUAUUGGAGCAGGAGGAUGUGAGAACGACCUGGUGGACACAGAACACACUGUCAGCCUGCUGGAGAACCUGCCAGAGGUGGAGAGGUUGACCCUGCGGAGGCUGCUGGACCACCUGAAGCUGGUGGCGUCGCACCACGACGUCAACAAGAUGACGUGUCAGAACCUGGCAGUGUGCUUCGGCCCCGUGCUGCUCAGCCAACGCCAGGAGGCCAGCUGCCAUAGCAACCGCGUCUUCAUUGACUCAGAAGAGCUGGCCAGUGCCCUGCACUUUAAGAAGCACAUCGAGGUGCUGCACUACCUUCUGCAGCUAUGGCCAGUGGUGGACCCACAUGGCAAGACCUCAUCCCCCGUCCUGGAGCACCCCGGCCCAGCCGACCAGCCUGCCGCUCCGCCCCUGCGUCGGAGGAAGGAGCGUCCCCAGGUGCUGAACUUGAGUGAUGCAGAGAUGGCCGGGGUGCUGCGACCUAGGCCGGGCCGACUGGACAGCCCUAGCAACCGUUACGCUGGUGACUGGAGUCGCUGUGGAGAGCGCUACCUCCCCCCUCCUCUGCCCCAGGAAGAAAAUGACUAUGAUGAUGUUCCUUCUGAGGAUAUGGAGGUCACUGAGGAGGGACAGGAAGGACAGGACACGGAGAAGGAGGGGGGAGAGGAGCUGAGACAGGAAGGAUUACUGGACAGUGGACAGGAGGAAGGACAGGCAGAGCCACCUACAGCAAAACAGGAACCCCCACUACUCCAGGAGGUGAUGGAGGGACCUGUAGAGAAGGAGGAAGAGGAGAGAGAAGCAGAGGAGGAGAGAGUGGAGGAGAGCGAUGUUUCCAGUGGCGGUCAGCCGUCAGACGAUAGGGUGUGUGAUGAUGAUGAUGAUGAUGAGCGCAUCCUGCCCCUCCACAACCCCAAAGAGCAUACAUACCAGGCUUACAUGAAGAUCCAGGACAUCAGCCCCGUUCUCAGCAACAGGGUCAACCUGCGAGACCUGCAGGAGAGCAUCGACACGCUCAUAGGCAACCUGGAGAGAGAGCUCAACAAGAACAAUCUCAAAGUUAGCUACUGACGCAACACACAUUCAGCCCCACAGGCUACUGACUCAAACACACAGCCCAACAGGCUACUGACUCAAACACACAGCCCAACAGGCUACUGACUCAAACACACAGCCCAACAUGCUACUGACUCAAACACACAGCCCAACAGGCUACUGACUCAACACACAGCCCAACAGGCUACUGACUCAAACACACAGCCCAACAGGCUACUGACUCAAACACACAGCCCAACAGGCUACUGACUCAAACACACAGCCCAACAGGCUACUGACUCAAACACACAGCCCAUUAGGCUACUGACUCAACACACAGCCCAACAGGCUACUGACUCAAACACUCAGCCCAACAGGCUACUGACUCAAACACUCAGCCCAACAGGCUACUGACUCAAACACUCAGCCGUUACAGGCUACUGACUCAACACACACAGCCCAACAGACUACUGACUCAAACACACACAGCCCAACAGGCUACUGACUCAACACACACAGCCCAACAGGCUACUGACUCAAACACACAGUCCCCAAUGGUGGAAAAGGCUUAGCUAAUUCUAAGGGCUUCGAGACUGGAGAGUUGUUGGGGUUCAGGAAUUGGGCUCCAGGGUUGCCGUGGUGACUCUUAAUAAAGACGACUCAGUGGCACGUGCACCCGUGUCGUGUUGUGUGCCCCUGCAGAACUCUGGUGUUUAGAACUCUGGUGCGUGAUUGGCUGGACACUUCAUUUAGCACCUACCCACAAGACAUUAUUUGAUGUUUCAUUAAUGUUUUGCUUUUGAUGACUUGUUUUUACAUGUCGCUCAUGUUCUGUUGUUCUUAUCCGGUUGUUGUUGUUGUUGUUGCUUCUCUUCUUAUUAGAAGAACCCAUUGACCCCCAGGGGUGUAAACGGUGCCUUAAUUGUGUGAAGGUGGGACUUUAAGGCAGGGGAGAGCUUUUCUAUUGAGGUACGAAACAUUAUGACGUACAGCAAUGCACUUAUGAGGCAGGCUUUAGUGUACAGUACAAGUCAUUUAGGUAUAUGGUACAUGCAGUAUAGCUGGCUAUGGACUGGGAGGAGAACCAGGGAGGGGGCUAGCCCUCUGAACCCUCCUCCUCCUCAGGUACGAGUACAAACGUAUCAUACAGUCACAUACAUACCUGCUCCAAUACCAUGAAGAAACACAUAAACAAGAAGAUAAUGGGUGAUACGUGUUUCUCUCUACCUGCUAGAACAGAGCAGCUAAUCUGUAGCAACAAACAGAGAUAGAAAAAAAUAACUAAUGUGAUGUCAUGUAUUUGAAAAAUGAAUAAGUGAAUAUGACAUGGGUGAAAACCAUUCAUAUCUGGUUUUCUUUUAGCCUUCCCCAACCUCCCACAUGAUCUAGACCAGGGUUUGGUCUUAAUGUGCACCCAGGGGUUCCCCAGAAGCCCUGAUCAAGACCACGCGUAUCAAACUCAUUCCACGGAGGGCCCAGUGUCUGCGGGUUUUCGCUCCUCCCUUGUGCUUAAUUGAUUAAUUAAGGUAAUUCAUUAGUAAGGAACUCCCUACACCUGGUUGUCUAGGGCUUAAUUAAAAUGGAAAAACCAAAAACCUGCAGACACUAGGCCCUCCAUGGAAUGAGUUUCAGACCCAUGAUCUAGACAGACAGUGAUCACCUGCGGGUUUAAAGAGGAAAAAGUCAAAUAUGGGAAACUUACGUAUGGUACAUACUGACUGCAGAACAGCAGUUCACGUGUUUCAUAGAAACAGUUACUGUGUGGAGAGGGCUCUGGCUAGUAUGACAUGUGAGUCCACUACCUAAAUAGAUAAAAGAAAGUUUUCAGAAAUCCAGCGAUUCAUAAUGAUCAGUAUUUAACAUAUUUAUGUAUAUAUAAAUGUAUUUGGAGUAUAUAUAUUAUUUUUUACAGCUUAUAUAUAUAUUUCCAUACAGGCAUAUUUAAAUGCUCUCCAUAACCUUGUAGUGUUGACCCAUGAUAGACUAUAUAGACGGGUUGGUUGUUUAGCAACAAAACCAACACAUGUGCAACUAUGGGGUAAAACAGACGGGUUUGGCUUAGACUGUUGAUCACAUGUCAACUAUAUUUUGUUUCUAAUGUUCAUUGAAAACAAAUACAUUUCCACAAUGAGCACUUGUCUCUCAAAUACAUUGUUAUAGUUGGUUAGAUAGCUAGAGAAUAUUCGCCAUAUUAGCAUAGACAUGAGAUCAGUCAAAAUAAGACAUGGUAUCAAGAACAAGGUAAAAGCAGCUGAAACGAGCCACAUACGAUUCCCCACAUGGCAGAUUCUUGUCAUUGUUGCUAGCUAUCUGGCCAUCCAGGACCACAACAACACACGGCCUUCUGCCCCAUUCAAAUGCGUGCAUGGUUUCGUGACGUUGUCACCUAACCCGUCUAUGUUGCUUUGUUUCCUCCCACUUAAGCUACCUGUACACAUCUUAAACGUGCUGGACUAAUGGUACAACUUAAGCUGUAAUAUAUAUGACAUAGAAAUACGUUCUUGCAGAAAGAGAGAUAUUGUUAUAUUUUUUUUUACAUAUUUGGCAUCUGUUUUUGUCGCCGGUUGGUCUAAUAUGUGUUCAUAGUUGUGUUUAAAAGGUACUGAUGAACAUUGUUGCAUGGUCAAAAGCUUUAUUACUGACUUAAACAAGUAUAUUUCCCACCUGAGGUUAUCGUAUCAUAUUUAUGUGUACAUGGAGAUUAUUUUCUAUUUGUUCCUAUCCCACUUUUUUGUCAUCCCUUUGACAGCUGCUCACACAGACUAACAACCAGGUUCAAAAGAACAUUUAAUUGAAAGACUAAAAGAAAGGAAAAUCAUUCAGCUAGCUAGUCCCUAAGGCGAUUGCACUGCAGUGCAGUAGUUUCCUAUGGUGAUGGGAAACUAUCCAGUGAAGCUUUCAUUAUAUAAGGAUGUUUUUCUGGUUCUAGCCUGGCCCUGGUUCCUAUCCUCCGGGUCUGGCCUGGCCCUGUUUCCUCUCCUCCGGGUCUCGCCUGGCCCUGUUUCCUCUCCUCCGGGUCUGGCCUGGCCCUGUUUCCUCUCCUCCGGGUCUGGCCUGGCCCUGUUUCCUCUCCUCCGGGUCUGGCCUGGCCCUGUUUCCUCUCCGGGCCUGGCCUGGCCCUGUUUCCUCUCCUCCUGGCCUGGCCCUGUUUUCUCUCCUCCGGGCCUGGCCUGGCCCUGUUUCCUUUCCUCCGGGCCUUGCCUGGCCCUGUUUCCUCUCCUCCGGGCCUGGCCUGGCCCUGUUUCCUCUCCUCCGGGCCUGGCCUAGCACUGUAUCUAUCAAUGCAUUCCUCCCUCUUCACUCUUUCUCUAACCCCCUCCCUCCUUCCCUCUUAAUCAGUGUGUCACAUGUCCACAUUGUGUCUGAGCACGUGCACAUCGUUGGUUGUGUGUACAUCGUUGGUUGUGUGUACAUCGUUGGUUGUGUGUACAUCGUUGGUUGUGUGUACAGUAAGUGUCAUACGGUCCACGUGUUUUUGUAAUAGUUAUUUUGUUUCAUCUCUGUCCUGUUUGUAUGUCUGUCUUGGAAACAGAAAACUAUGAUGAAAGCAUCACUAAAUAGAAUAAUACUUUGUACUGAUCUUGAAAAAUGUAUGGUCAUAUUAAAGUAUAUAUUUCACAUG
Salvelinus namaycush (lake trout) is the source of this 9187-nucleotide messenger RNA. RefSeq names its product rho GTPase-activating protein SYDE2-like. Gene Ontology annotation, biological process: signal transduction. The record is from RefSeq and is a predicted model, not a curated record. The transcript is spliced from 7 exons. Bases 136 to 5601 code for a protein of 1821 amino acids. Lineage: Eukaryota; Metazoa; Chordata; Actinopteri; Salmoniformes; Salmonidae.